GAUUGUAGAUACAUAAAAAAAUUGACAAUUCGCUUUACCCGCCGGGUUUUAGAUUAUAAUAAAUUUAAUUUUAAAAUAUGUAAUAUGUUACUUAAACCUGUCUAGAUUACUUUAAAAAUAAUGGCCUCGUUAUAUGAUGAUACGGUUUUGAACUUUGAUCUUGACUAUUUACAUAUAACAGCGAAUAACACGUUACAGGUUCCCAGUAAGUUUGACAAACAGCGAAAAGCUCUUGCAAUAGCCAAGAAGAAAACAGUUGCAACAAAUUCACUUAUUAAAAAAUAUUAUAACAAGAAAGAACUUUUAGAUACCACAGAGAAAGCUCUUUUUGAAUCCAAAGAAGAGUGCAAACGGAUAUGCAUAGAUUAUAAAAGUACAUUAGAAAAGUGUACUAAAUUGGAAAGUGAUAUCCAGAUUUUAGAAGGCAGAAAUAAUGAACUUCAAAUUAAGUUACGAGAUUCAGAAGAUCAUUUUAAUGCUACAAAAUCACAUGCAAAUCAGCUUCAGGUACUUGUCAAAGAAAAGGAAACAGAAGUUGAAGCAUUAAAGAUUGAAAAUCAGUUGGAUAAAUCUAAUGUCAAAACUUGUGAAAAGAGAGUAACAUCAUUGGAAAGGGAAAAUAAUCGUCUUCAUGAUUUGUUUCGUAUUUCUAAAGAAGUAUUAUUGGGUAAAAAAAAACUUAACAAGAAACGAAAGGACUUGGUGCAAAAUUAUGAAAAAUACUGCAAGGGAGAUAACAAUUUCCCUGACAAUUUAUUUGAAGAGGAAAUUAGUGAUAAUGAAACCUACGCAUCAUAUGAUAAUUUAAUGUCACCAUAUACAACAGAAGAUUUGAUAAAUCCUGAAGAGUUGCAGGUUGCGUCGUCAUCCACAAUGAUUCCAAUUGAACAUGAGUUAAGCAUUAGGAAGAAUGGUAAAUCAAUUUAUGGUAAAAAUGAUGAUACUGAUAGAUGUUCAGAUUAUAGCAAUGAAGUAGCCAGUGCUGAUACUGGCCGUGGUUCAUCUCUAGCAUAUUCUGAUAGCGAAAAAUGUUUUAACAGUCCAGAAUAUUGUUUGAAUGACAAUAUACCUAUAAAAUGCAUUAUCGACAAACCAGCACGAACAGUAGUAGAUAUAGGUACAAGCCCUAUACCUUUUCAUGAACUUGGUUAUACGAUAACAAAUGCGGUUGAAUCGUCGAAUAAUUAUUCUAAAAUUCCUGAAAAAAGAGUUGAUCGUGGCGUAAGUCCAAUUAAAAUUUCUAAAAAAGGUAACAAGGAUUUAGUUAGUUCGAUACGCCUUGAAUAUAAUGCAGUGAAUAGCUGUGUAAACGAUAAAGACCUUAUAAUUCAAAAGCAACAAUGCCUGGAGAUUAAUAACAGCAUUAAUUACAAUGAUGAUAAUACAAGAGAUUCUGAAAUAGAGUCAAUUUUGAAUGAGAUGCGAUUUCCUCAUAAACUAAUAACUCCAAUCCCAAGAACACCGGCAAAAAGCCAUAACGCAGAGACGCAGCAAGUUGCUAGUCAAACUGAUCACAGUAAAGGAUAUGUAUGUCACGAAGCUGAAAAAGUUAGAGAGGAGAAUAAGGUUUUGUAUUCUAAUAUUAAGGAUCUUGCUAAAGAAAUUAUGAACAUAAAAAGUAUACUUAAAGUUGGUCAUCAAAUUUCGCCAGUGACUGCAGAUCGUGUGGAACACGAAUCUUUAAAAGUAAAUCAAGAUAAUAGUAAUAUUUGUGAAGAACUGGUGAUAGUUAUAGAAAGUGAAAACUCUUGUUCAAAUAUAUCUAGACCUGCGGAAGAUAACAAAGAUUCUUUAAUUAAUAUACAACAAAAUCAUACAGAUGAGAUUGAAAAUGGCAAAAAAUCCUAUGUAGCACAUCAUGAACACAUAGAUGACAUAUCUGAUAUGGAACUAAAUGACAUACGCAAGACUGGACAAACUAAAGACGCCUGUAUAGAAAUGAAUGAAUCCGUGAAGGAAUCACGUAACAUAGUUCAUAUGCAAAAUGGUGUAGCUCAGAUUGACCAAAAUGUAGAAACUGAUGAGCCUUGCAUGGAAUCUUAUAACACCACUUUAUCCAGAUUAGAAUUUGAAGAUCCUGUAGCUACAUUUAAUGAAGAUACAAGAGAUACAAACAUAGAUGAAAGGGCUGGAGAUAAUUUUGAAAAAACAUUUGAUGCCGUAACAAGCGAUAAUGACAAUUCCUUAGCAUCACAAUCCGAGUCUAAUGGAAGGCAUAAAAAUGCGACCAGAGUACUCAAAUUAACUAAAUUAGAUAGAUUUAGGCGGAAGAUGUUGCCCAAAAGUAAGAUUAGAAAGGAAUUACUUCAACCUAGAAAUCCUCGUUCAAGAUCAAAACGUUUAAUUCAUUAUAAAAAUAUUGUUAAAAGUAAUUCUACAAUAUUGAAUAAAAGUAAAAGUAAUGCUAAUGAUUCUUCUUUAACAUUAAAUGAUAAGACUAUAUAUGAGAAUGCUGUUAAGGUUAUGUCUGAAUUAAAGUCUAAACGGCCUGAUAAAUUUAAAUGUAAUAGAAAACUGGAAGUUAUUCAUAAUGAGAAAAAUAAAAGUGAUGUUAAAAAAACAAUUAAAAGUAAAAAACAGAAAAGUAAGGAAGUGGAUACUUUGCAAUCUGUAAAUAUCGCAGCAGAUACUCCGGUUAUAACUCGAAGUCGUAGUAAAUGUGUACAACAAUCCCAAAUUGUAGAUACAAACCUUGAUAGUAUAAGUGACAAUGAAACAUUGGAAAAUUAUAGAAUACAAGAAAGACGAAAACGGUUAAAACGUUCGUCAAUUGAUAAGCCUGACGUCGAAUGUAAAAGAAUGUUACGUAGUAGCACUCGUCAACUCAGUAUUGAUAAUAAUACAUCCCCGCAAAAUGAAUCACGAAUAGAGAACAAUACAGAAUUAUCGGGUAGGACCAGAGAUAGCAGAAAGAGAGGAAAUUUAGAUAUUACAAAAGUUACGAAAUCUAAUAAAGGUGUUAUUAGUUAUGAAGAUUUGGAAAUGUUUUCUGAAGUGUCAAAUGUUAAAGUAAAAACAUAUCAAACUAAAUCAGCGCCAUUACCAGAUAUUACUAGUCAUCCUAAGGAAAGCAUUUUAUGUCUCAUGAUUAAUAAAUAUAGUACUUCAGUAGUUAAACAUCAAACUACAAAAAUAUCAGAUUCUGUAACAAAUUUAAUAUGUGAAAUGAUUGAGACUAGUGUCGCAGAAAUUAUAAAUUUACCACCUAACGAAACGAAAAAUGCUAUGAAUAAACUUGUGGAUGAAUUACAAAAUUUCAAUUAUAAAGAAUUUUUAACUGGCUUCAUAAAAUACCUACAGAAUCCACAGCGAAAAAUAGAGUUGUUUUUAAAAGUGAAUACACCACCGGCCCCACCCAUGACAAAACAGGAACAAGUUCUUCUUUACAUAAUAUCACAAUUGGCUAGUUCAUGGCCAUCUGUCGAUAUUGUUAAUUCUGUUCUAAAUAAUGUGGAAUAUCUGCUGUUUAAACUAAAUCGUACACCAGAUUUUGAUGUAAUUGAAAGUACAUCUCAUUUUUAUGCUAUACUAUGUAGAUACUUUCAACUAAAAACUCGAUUACGAGUCUUCAUUUUAGAUGCUCUAUAUUGUAUGCAGUACAAAGCAAUCGCAGUAAUCAAGCAAUGUUUGGAUGUUUGGAUGCACAUUUUGCCAUUAGCUCAUAUGGGAAUUGCCAAAAACCCUUUGGUAACUUGUCUAGUCUAUGUAAUGCAUUUCUACAAAUGUGAGGACACUUACAACCGAGUAAGGGAUAUUAGGUCUAUUUUAAAUCGAAAAUACUCAUACCAAAUGGCUGAAUGGAAUGAUAUCAAAAUGUUGGAAAUGUUUAAAAAUGCAAUUAAAGACUUAAAAGAUAACUCCGUAGAAAAGAAAAUUCUUAGGAUAUCUUUAAUAAUUAUAGCAAAACGUCAAGGUCCUCGAUGGUGUCAGAAACAUAUAAUUACAAAUACAUUACAACCAAUUAUUGAGGCGGAUGUACCGGAGAAAAUCAAAUCAUUCUGUGUGUCAAUGUUAGGACCGUUGAUGAAACCAUAUCCUCAAGACAUGAAAGUACAUUGUGAAAUUGUCAUGAAUCAACUUUUAGAUAUGCUUAAUCAAAGCCCUUCAUCACAAAUGGAAGAAGCAAUUUUUACGAGUUUAAUGUACAUGAAUAAACACAAUCAAAAUCGUGUUAUACAAGCUUUGUUGAAUUGGUUUCCUACAUAUGUGUCGCCGGAGUGUGAGGAAGUAUUGCGAGAUUUUGUAAGAGAUAAACCACCGAAAAUAUGGAAGACCAUUUUAUCAAAAAUAUCUUUAAUCAAAGAAAAUUAGUAUAACACCCCAG
Molecule: messenger RNA, 4324 nt
Organism: Achroia grisella
Lineage: Eukaryota; Metazoa; Arthropoda; Insecta; Lepidoptera; Pyralidae
Exons: 12
Coding region: 121-4311 (1396 amino acids)
Source: RefSeq, a predicted model, not a curated record